Pseudomyrmex gracilis is the source of this 2762-nucleotide messenger RNA. RefSeq names its product tetratricopeptide repeat protein 27. The record is from RefSeq and is a predicted model, not a curated record. The transcript has 8 exons. Gene Ontology annotation, molecular function: protein binding. NCBI's taxonomy places the organism in Eukaryota, Metazoa, Arthropoda, Insecta, Hymenoptera, Formicidae. The coding region runs from base 235 to 2622 and encodes 795 amino acids.
ACGAUCGAUUAUGAGUUCGGCUAAUCGAUAUUCCAAUGAGAAUAUCGCGAUGCGAUAUCGCCAUGAUAUCGCUCCAUUGUCACUACUAAAGUAGCGUUUAAAUAGAGGUCGUGUCUGUAUGGAGUAGAUGAGGCUGUGCUCCAUGUGCUCGCAAAAUUCGCUCAGUCAGUUGUCAUGUAAGUAAAUCCGGUUUUGUGGAGGGAUAUACAAUUUUGUUGUUUCUUCUGAGACAAUAUGAUAAACACAGAUCAGCCAGACGUAGAAGUUGCACUUCUACUUAAUUACUAUCUACAUAAAGUUUUUUCUUUACCACAUAACAUACGUGAUUUAUUAAAUGGCCAGUAUGAGGAUAUAUUAAAUAGUGAACUUUCUACAUCUGUAGUGGAAGCAAUAAAAUGUGAUGAUAAUUUGGAAGAAAUUAUUAUUAAGGAUGUAUCUAGAUCAAAUACACAUCUGUCCUGGUUGUGUACAGGUGUAGCUUCAUUGUUACACUUUGUCCAAUGCAACUGGACAGGUCCUCCAGUUUCCAAGAAUAUUGAUUGGAUUGAAAGCAUGAGAGAUAAAGCACUCAAAGAUUUAUCAUUACACGACGAGUGCAACAUAAAUGUUAAAAAAAUAGAGUUUCUUUAUUUGUCAAAGAGAAUCUUCUCCAAUACAGCUUUACAGUUGAAGUAUAAAAGUUGCAUUUGGUGGUUAUUUAGAGCCAAUCUGUUACAUCAGCAUAUAUUGGAUGAAAGUUCGGGAGUGAUAUUUGAAGAAAGUGAAAACUUAAUAUUGAAAAUCAAGGAACUUGAUAUAUUGAAAGAUUCUCUCUGCGAGCUGUUAUUCAAUUUAGAAGCUGCUCAGUUUUACUUGUAUUAUAGAAGAACACAAAAUUCUGAGAAGCAUCUUGAAUGUGCACAAAGCUUAGCAGGCUUAACAUUAGAUUUACAAGGUGCAAUGGGAAAACGUACCAAGUAUCAGCAUGUGGAAAAGGCGCAAUUAUAUUUGAAUGUACAGAUAAGCAAGGAUAUUAUUCCAUCAAUAGAUUGCAAAGACAUUCCAAAAUCAUUGGACUUGAAUGACGAAUUGAGAUUAGAGAACAUUGAGUUCUCUGAACAUAAAGAAGAGAUCAAAUUGGGUUCUUGGGAGGAAGCUAUAAUUUUAUUGAACUAUUUCCAGUUGCGGUUGUGCCAUCCUGAGCAUAAACUCACCUAUGAGGAGAUCAAACCUUAUUUGACUAAAGUAGUGGAAAACACGAAAAAUUGGUCGUUAAAAAUAACUUCUUUAUAUCACCGCUGUCUUCUGGAGCACACUGACAAGAGAACAGUCGAGCGAUCUAUGAUGCAAGCGGAAUCUUUGCAGAAAGAUUACUACAAUACGAAAGUAUCUGUAGCUCGAAGGAUGGAUCUGUUCUUCGCGAGUGGUAUGAAACCUAUCUGGAUAUUAGAACAGAAUUGGGCUGAGAUAAUGUUCAGUCUUGGUUUCAUAAAAGAAGCUUCGGAACAUUUUGCAGAACUCGGAAUGUGGGAAUAUGUAAUUAAUUGUUACAUUACGUUAAAUUUGAAGCAUAAGGCAACUGAAAUUAUUCAGCAAGAAAUAUCUAAGAAGCCAACGGUAAAAUUAUGGUGGCUGCUUGGAGACGCAACUGGCGAUGUGAGUCAUUAUGAAACGGCAUGGAGAUUGUCCAAGGAAAAAAGCAGCAGAGUUCAAGAACGCUGGGGACGCUAUUAUUUUGCGAAAAAGAACUAUACUGAGGCUAUACCACAUUUAAAAUUGUCUGUCGAGUUGAAUAACAUCCAGGAAUUAGUGUGGCUCAACUUGGGCUAUGCAGCAUUGCAAACAGAGGAUUGGAAAUUAGCUGCUACGGCAUAUAAACGUUAUUGUGCUUUAGAGCCAUCUAAUUUCGAGGCAUGGAACAAUUUGGCGAAAGUCUAUAUAAAAUUAAGGGACAAACCCAAAGCCUGGAAGUUUCUGCAGGAUGCCAUAAAAUGUAAUUAUGAUCGUUGGGAAGUGUGGGAUAAUCUAAUGGUUGUUAGCAUUGAUUUAGGACAUUUUACCGAAGUUAUUCGAUGUUAUCAUCGCAUUCUGGAUUUGAAACACAGUCAUUUGGAUAUUCAAGUUCUUCAAAUAUUAACGGAUGCUAUAAUAAAUGAUCUUCCUGAUGUUGAUUCAGGAAAGUCAGCGUCUCAUUUGCUCCAAAAGUGCUUGGAAUUGUUCGGUAGAAUUAAUUCUAUCACAAUUAACAAUCCGGAUGUUUUAAGAUUGUACACUCAACUCGUUAUGCUGAGGAAAACGGACGUUGACGAAAAGAAAGCAGUUCAGUAUCUGCAACAAGCGUAUCGUGCUGCUACCUCGAAUCCAACAUGGAUUUACAACGAAGACGCUACGUUGAAUAUACUGACUUUGUGUAGUAAUUUGGCACAGGUGUAUUUAGAUUGUGCCACUGAUGUCUCAGAUAUUCAGAAGAGAAAAAUGUUGGGAAGUGCGAAAUUAUCGCUCCAAUCAGUCCUUAGAAAAGUCGAAGAGCAAGAAUGGAGCAACGCGAAUAUUAUCGAAGAGUUGACGAAAGUUAAAAACUAUUUUACAACAAUAAAUAACAAAGUCAUUGAAAUAAAUAAUACAUUGAGCACAAAAGUGUAAAUUGAAAUAAAAUUAUAAAUUGAAUUCAAUAAAAAAGCAAGGAUGUUUAUAUUAUUACUCAUUUGUUAUUCAAUAUGUGGUAAGAGAAAACCAAGAGAAUAUGUUUUUAGAAAUAUAUUAUAAACAAUAUAUUCGUCAAU